Messenger RNA from Bombus pyrosoma, 625 nucleotides. RefSeq lists its product as uncharacterized. NCBI's taxonomy places the organism in Eukaryota, Metazoa, Arthropoda, Insecta, Hymenoptera, Apidae. Bases 83 to 478 code for a protein of 131 amino acids. The transcript is spliced from 2 exons. The record is from RefSeq and is a predicted model, not a curated record.
ACAACUUCCAUUCACGAUGGAAAGCUUCCUGAAAUGAAAGACUUCUACCAUUCUUGGCCUUCAUCGAGCGAUCGUAACUCUUAUGGCAUUUUUGAAAAGAUCCCACUUACGCGGAAAGCUCUCCGACUGCAUCGUCUCUGCUUCCUCCGCGGCGGUGCGCAAAUUUCAAAUAAAAUCAAAUCUCCGACUUUCUCGGGGAGAGUCGCCUCAAGCCGGCAGUUCCUACCACGAUUUGCAUAUUCCUUGCGUACGAAUUCGUAGCGAAUCACGCAAACGCCGGCGACGGAACGUUACAACGACACCCUCGAUUUGCAACCCCGAAGAAACUUUACGAAGAAUCGGGAAAGAAGCCUUGUUACGUUCGAGAGAUACUAGUAGCAAUAAUAAUCGGAAUUUGUUGUAUGUAUUUGUUAUAUAUUUAUUUAUUCGUAGAAACAGAUACAGAAGAAUACCGAUGAAAGUACACGCAGCAUUCUAGACUAAUUAUUGUACGUAUAAUAUUCUUGUAUAGUAUGUUAUACGUCUGUCUAAGUGUAUAACGAGGAAGAUUGUAAGCUUCAGGCAGAAUCAGUACUAACUAUUACACGCUUCACUUAAUUAUGUAAUUAAUUAAAUAUAAGACAGG